AUGUUUAUUCACACAGAUGAGAAAGCUCAUGCAUGUGAAGUAAAUAAUAAAUCAUUAAUACAAAAGAAUAAAUUGAACAAGCGUAUGCUUUUGCACAAAGAAGAAAAACCUCGCAUAUGUGAAGUAUGUAACAAGUCAUACAGAGGAAAGGAUAAUUUAAACAAACAUAUGCUUAUCCAUAGCAGAGAGAAGCCUCAUGUAUGUCAGGUAUGUAACAAGUCAUUUAUACAAAGAUACCUGUUAGUUCAGCAUGCUUCUCUUCACACAGGAGAGAGACCUCAUUUGUGUCAAGUAUGUAAUAAGGCAUUCAGAAGAAAGUGGAUUUUAAAUAAUCACAUGCUAAUUCAUACAGGAGAGAAAACUCUUUUGUGUCAGAUAUGUAAAAAAGCAUUUAGUAGAAAGUGGAAUUUAAAUAAUCACAUGCUUAUUCACACAGGAGAGAAACCUUAUAUGUGUGACAUAUGUAGCAAGUCAUUUAGAAUGAAGGCUGAUUUAAAUAGGCAUAUGCUACUUCAUAGAGGAGAGAAACCACAUAAUUGUGAG
Molecule: messenger RNA, 543 nt
Organism: Stegodyphus dumicola
Lineage: Eukaryota; Metazoa; Arthropoda; Arachnida; Araneae; Eresidae
Biological process (GO): regulation of transcription by RNA polymerase II
Cellular component (GO): nucleoplasm
Molecular function (GO): DNA-binding transcription repressor activity, RNA polymerase II-specific; RNA polymerase II cis-regulatory region sequence-specific DNA binding
Source: RefSeq, a predicted model, not a curated record